Molecule: messenger RNA, 1575 nt
Organism: Entelurus aequoreus (snake pipefish)
Lineage: Eukaryota; Metazoa; Chordata; Actinopteri; Syngnathiformes; Syngnathidae
Product: tetraspanin-8-like
Exons: 9
Coding region: 379-1053 (224 amino acids)
Cellular component (GO): membrane
Source: RefSeq, a predicted model, not a curated record
AAAAUUCCCGGGAAAUAUCCGGCUGAAACAUCGCGGUAUGAUGACGUAUGCGCGUGACAAGUCCGAGUAACGGAAGUUAUGGUACCCCGUAGAAUCCUAUACAAAAAGCUCUGUUUUCAUUUCAUAAUUCCACAGUAUUCUGGACAUCUUUUGCAAUUUGUUUAAUGAACAAUGAAGGCUGCAAAGAAGACAGUUGUAGGUGGGAUCGGUGUAUUAGCAGCGGACUACAGCAACACAACCAGGAGGACUUUGUUGGAGCGCUAGCCGCGCUAGCCGCCGACUUCACCUUGACUUCCUACCUCUCCGGGCCGCCAAACGCAUCGGGUGAAGUCCUUCGUCCUUCUGCCGAUCGCUGGAACGCAGGCGCCGUGUUUCAUCAUGUUGACCAUGACGGCGGCCGCCCAUCGGGACCUCCUGCAAGCGGGCCAGCUGGUGUCCAACGCGUCCGUGGUGAUUCUGUACAUCCUGGAGACGGCCUGCCUGCUGCUGUCGCUGCUCGGCGUGUACGGAGCCUUCCGGGGGAAGAGGUGGUGUUUGAUUCUGUUUGCGGCCGGGAUGGCGGCGGCCAGUCAAACCAUCAUUGUGAAAACAGCCCUCAGCUACCAGGAUAUUUAUGAGACAGGAGUGGCGAGAGAGGAGAGCAAGUUGUUGUCCAUGAUGCCGCUGAGUGCGCCCAGCAAAGUCAACAGGACCUUACUUCACAGUAUUCAAGCACAUUUUAAGUGCUGCGGGCUCAUUGAAGGCUACAAAGACUGGGGGGCCUCCAUUCCUGCAUCUUGUCAUUGUCAGUCGCCGGGUAAAUGUAUACGACUGCGAGGCAGCGCCACCUUGGGGGCUCCAAAGAACCAAUAUGUUUAUCAGGAGGCAUGCCUCCCUAUUUAUGUCUCCGCACUCAAGCGAGGAUUCUCAUUGGAAAUGGGCAUCAAAUUUGGAAGCGGCGUUUUUUGGGCUGUUUUAAUGGUGAUGAGCCUGAAGCUGAUGGUGCAGAUGAAGCGCAAACAGGAGUUCAUGGCCCUCCUGCAGUCCAACCGAUACGUCCCCGGCGCCUUCUAGUGGUCACCUCGACGUCACGCGUUGAAUUUGCACAUAAAUAAACACGUUAUGCUGUAAUGAUAACCGUAAUAACCUGGCUAGCUGCUAGUAAGCGUCAUGCUAUUUGAUAUACGUACAAAACACGCAUGUAAUCUGAGGGCCUGAUUACCUGAGCAGCUCAGGUGAGCUCCAUGCACACACCUGCAAAGUCUCUAGUGAGCAUUUGAUUUUUUUUUUUAGUGGGCUAAAAACACCACUUGAACUUGAAUUGGAGAAAACUCAUAUAAUGUAACCGACUUCUGAUGUAUGUACGUUAUGUAACGCUAUUUAAUAACCAUAACAAGACGAUUUUGAAGGCUAAAGACUGCGAAUGUAAAACGCUUUCUAUACUUUCAUGCAAUUUUUUUUGUAUUAUUUCAAAUAAUAUGUGCACUUUAUGAUGUAUAUUCUUCAUGCAUAUACACAGUUGUUUUUUUAAGUAUGUCAAAUCACAUAAUAAUGUACUAAGUAAUGUAAUAUAAAUGAUUGUAAAUAACAAAAAUA